Messenger RNA from Danaus plexippus (monarch butterfly), 625 nucleotides. RefSeq names its product small ribosomal subunit protein uS9 (gene RpS16). The transcript has 5 exons. Lineage: Eukaryota; Metazoa; Arthropoda; Insecta; Lepidoptera; Nymphalidae. Gene Ontology annotation, cellular component: cytosolic small ribosomal subunit; ribosome. Gene Ontology annotation, molecular function: RNA binding; structural constituent of ribosome. The record is from RefSeq and is a predicted model, not a curated record. Gene Ontology annotation, biological process: maturation of SSU-rRNA from tricistronic rRNA transcript (SSU-rRNA, 5.8S rRNA, LSU-rRNA); translation. Bases 80 to 535 code for a protein of 151 amino acids.
GAAUGACAAGUGAAGUUGAUCAAAAAUACGUUCUGAAUAUUCUGGUAGUCUGUGCCGACAACAUUCUUUCUCUGUCAAAAUGGCUGCCGCGCAAGAGGCGAGACGUGAACCUAUUCAGGCCGUCCAAGUAUUCGGACGCAAGAAAACAGCCACCGCCGUAGCGUACUGUAAACGCGGUCGUGGAGUCCUUCGAGUCAAUGGUCGUCCCCUCGACUUAGUGGAGCCCCGUCUGCUCCAAUACAAACUUCAAGAACCAAUCCUGUUACUGGGAAAGGAAAAGUUCUCUGGCGUAGACAUCAGAGUAACUGUGAAGGGUGGUGGUCAUGUCGCUCAAGUUUAUGCCAUCAGACAAGCCAUCUCCAAAGCACUAAUAGCUUUCUACCAGAAAUUUGUCGACGAGGCGUCAAAGAAGGAAAUCAAAGAUAUCCUAGUUCAGUACGACAGGAGUUUGCUGGUCGCUGACCCGAGGCGCUGCGAGCCGAAGAAAUUCGGUGGACCGGGAGCUCGGGCCAGAUACCAGAAAUCAUACCGUUAAACUUCUUUCAUAUACUUGGUGUUACCACACUGGUUAUAUGCUGAUCAGUGUGGUCACAUUAGGUUUGGAAUAAAAAAAAAUAAAAAAUUG